CCCCUUAAUGCAAUAUGGCGUCCCGAAACGAAGAGAGUUUGUUUGAAGAGAAUUUCUCAGAUGAUUCUGAUGGCGUUUCAGAUGAAGAGGUAUUAUAGUCAUGUGUUGUAAACAAUUUUGACGGUUUGACUUUCUUAUACAAGGGUUGUUUAGUUUAUUUUUUGCGUUAUUUUGGAUUAUUUUAGCUGCAAAAUGCGUUCUCGUCCGGGAAGGUGAAACCUGGCCUGAAUCGUGUGGUUGAGAAAGUGGAGAGGAUUUUUGUCAAUAAAGUGGUAUGGUGUCUGAUUUCUUCUCCGAUUUUGGAAAAUUGUUCAUGUCAAAUUUGUUGUAUAUUUAAACUGAUGACUUAAUUAUCUGAUUUAUAAUAUGAUUGAAUAUUGAUAAAUGAGUCAUUGUCACCAUACUGGAAAGUUCGUAUGUUGCGCCAAAGAUCUUUGGCAUGCAGAAAUUAUAUAUGCGCCAAAAUAUGGCGCAUAAUUAGCUUAAUAUCUGAAUGUUCUGGUUUUGGCGUGGCGUGACAGCGUGAAUGACACAUAUGUACCAAAUUUUAGGGCAACUAGAGCUUGAAAGAAUGAAAAGUCGAAAUUCACGUACUCACGUAAAUGAAAAAUUUUCCCGCUACAAUAUUUAUAUGUUUCAUUGCUUCUGAUGCUUCGGUGUUUUUCGACAUAUUGAUACAAAUGUUUUGACAGUUUUGUUUUCAAUAUGGAAACACCGCAAAUAUUUUUUCCGUAGACAGUCGGACUCCUCAUUGAUAGUCGGACGCAUCAUUGCCCGCGCCCUUAAACAAAACAUUCGGCGGAUACUCUUCUUAUUAAUAGGCAGUUUAAGCUUCACGUUUCCGGGAACGGCAAGUUUGAAUUUUCUUGGCAAAAUUUUUGUUGAAUGUUUUCGUUUCAUAUUUUCUUUCUUGUGUUGAAAGAAUAAUUAUGUAUUUCAGUUUUAAAACAGCAAGCUAAUUUACUCUUUAUGCCUGAUAUCGUAAAAUUUUUCUUUGCCUGGCGUUUGCCGUUUGACUAUACACGCGACCCCCGGUGUGUCUUGCGCGCAAUUGGUGAUUUCAAAAUAUUGUAUUAAUUGCUUGGUUAAGAUGCCAAAAUCUGAGCGAUUGCAGAAUACCCGUCUAUUUUUUAAGCUAUGCCUUUCAAACAUCAUGGGUACGAUGUAUUAAUACAUCUAUAUUUAUUCUCAAUAGAUUAACAAUAAAUAGAUUAAAAUCCCAUGGUGGUAAAGCCAAGGUAGCUACUAUACAGUGGCUUAGCAUUAAUUUAUUAAAUUGUCAUAUAGGGUUAAAGGUACAGUAGCUCUAUUUAGAUUAGCAUUAAUAGAUCAAAUUGUCACGCUAUAGGCUGCUCUAUAUUUUUAGUGCAGUGGAUACGCAGUUAACUAGUUAUUGUGGCUUUGUGCGUUAUAAAACUUAGCCUUAGCCUGCCCUUAGGAUGUUUUCACGCAUGAUUCUGGCGUAGUUUGGAGACGAGACCAUGUUUUGCCAUUGCAAUUUUCUAUGAUCGCUGAAAGUUUAUCACUCGCGUAAAGUUCCUGGUUAAAACAACUAAGAGAAAACACAUGCCUGCUUGCAAAUUUCUGUGCAUGGUUUAACUGUGUAACGUUGUAGGCUAAUGUUCCUGACAGUUCCUCACAACCGGACAUUGGUGCUUGACAGAUUAUGAUUAAUUAGCGUAGCUGGGAAAAACAAUUUAUAUUAUAAAGCAUACUAAGCGUAGUAUCAAACAUUGAAUGAGUUUUGCAUGAUAUUUCCUUUAUAGUAUCAAUUCUUAAUAUUGUCUGAGUAAUUAGUUUGUGUAUAUUAGAACGAGGCAAUAAGAUCAGGUACAGUAUAUCAGUACGUAUCCAGUUCCAGUGGCUGGCUAGAUGAUAUGAUCAUGUUACUAGCGGACGGGUAUUCUGCAAUAUUUCCUUGGGAUGAUAGAAGAUAGAUAGAAGAUAGAUAGAUAGAAAAACUUUAUUUACCCACGCUAACUCUGUCAACUGAAGCUGAUUUCCACAGGGGGCGUGUAAGAAGAAAAUUACAGUAAUAGGAAAGAAAUUACAGUAGUGAAACGUAGUUACAUGGAUUGAAUAGUUAUUUACAAAAAGUAGAAAUAGUAUUAAGAAGUACAAAUAGUAUAAAAAUAGUAUAAUAGUUAUUUACAAAUAGUAGAAAUGGUAUUAAGUAGUACAAAUAGCAUAGAAAUAGUAUAAUAGUUAUUUACGAAUGGUAGAACUAUUGGUAUAUUUAUUUAAUAGAAAAUGUGGGCAGCAAUAUUUUUUUGAAAGCAUGACAGAGAUUUGCUUUCCCUAAGCAUGACAGAGAUUUGCUUUCACUAUAUAUAGUUUUAACUCGCAAUAACAGUUUUUGAGUAUUUUCGGAACCAGAAAAACAAGUUUGUAAAUUUCCUAUGGCAUCGCGAAGCAAAUCGUCCAUCUUUCUACACGUGAUCGAAAAAGAACAACGUGAAAUGAGGGUUAUAUAUUGUGUACCAGUGGGUUACGAAGGGAUCGAUUGAUAACGCGCGGAGGCCUGGACGCGGGUCAAUGAUGCGUCCGACUAUAUCCAUGCGGAGUCCGACUGUCUACGGGAAAAAAAUUUGCGGAAACACCAUCGUCGACUGAGUCAGGAGCCUGAACAGAUAACUUAAUAUUUAAAGUACGUGGUCAACACAAUUUUAUUAUUUACCUUUGAGCCGAGUAUGUUCACGACUUCACGUGUAACACGAUAUAACAUGAAUUCGCAUGUGUAAUGCUCAGUUUUACUAAUUUAACAAGUGUUUUAAUUUCUGACCGUCAGAAUUCUGCAAAAUAUUCCCUCCAAAGUCCAGGAAGUGACAUUUGAGAGACUCUAGGUUCAAAAAUUUUCCGGGGGAGAAUGCCCCCGGAACCACCUACAAUGCUCACACAAUGCUCUCCUUGUGGCUCGCCAAUCGCUUUUGGCGUGAAAUAUCCUGGCGUGAAUUUUUUGGCGUGAAAUAUCUUCGCGAAAAUUGCGGCGCAAAAUCUUUGGCGCGCGAAGCACGAACUUUCCAGUAUGGAUCAUUGAUCAUUGUCACUGGGGAAUGACUAUGAGUGAUGAGUUAGCCCGCGUGCAGGCCCAAGGGAACAAUAGUGGGCCUGCAAGCAAGACCCAGUAUUUUGUAAAACUCCCCUUUUCAUAACACGCCCCAUUCACACAUCAAUUGUCAAAAAAGAACCAAUGACAGCAACCCAAAUAUUAACAACAAACUCGCAUUAAAAUGUUGCUGGGUUUUCUCUGCUUAUUCAGAACAGCAACAAUGUGUAAAUGGCUGCGUUUUAACUCCGAAAAAGCAAGCAACGCAGUCGGUAAUUGCCAAAUUUGCAUGUGCUCAUUUUCAACUAAAAUCGGAACAGGCAAAUUAGGACGAAUUUCAACAGAAAACCAAUCUCAAACUUCAUAUUGUGAGGGAAGUUGUGCGACCACAUUAAUUAGCAUUAAUGUGUGCUUCACUGUUGCCAUUCUUAUAAAUAAAUUGUCUCACUUAUCAGAUGGUGUGUGCAACUCUUGUUGGCGGCGGAAAGUACAAAAUUUAUUUCUGAAUCAGUUAUUUCAUUUGGUAAAGAACUCUACAAAAGAAGAGAGCAUCCAGAUCGUUUCGUUUCAAACGCCAAUUACCGUAUUCUGUUUCGCUCUCUCGGCAAAGCCUUGCAAAUUGCAAAGUGUUUCAAAUAGGCUUACAUGCAACUUCCUUUAAAUCUUCACCGCGACAGCCCUCAAAAACGAGGUCGGCACUCGGCAAUGCUGACCUAAAUGCCGACCUAUCAACCUCCCAGGUCCAGGGGCGGAGCGAAGACUAUCCUUUUCGGGGGGUGCAAGACAACUUUGUGCCGACAAAAGGGCGUGGCUAGCACGUUGUUAGUGCGUGGUCAAAACGAACCGUAUUCAUUUUUAAGUGAUGUAUAACGAUGAAAUUCGAGUAGUAAGAUAAUUUAUUUUUUAAAUAGGCGAAAUAGUUCCUUAAAAUACCUGGUAUAAAUGUCAAAAAAGCACAUCCAAUCGUCAUCAAACGACCGAUUACAAACUAAACACGUCAGUUUCUCUCUCUUCCGUUUGCGUUUUUGCUUGCUACUGUCCAUUCUUUUAAAUCAUCUUCGUAUUUCUCAUUGUAUAAAAGACCGUUAAGUGUAAUUUCUGAGACCUUUACUGGCUUUACAAAAUUAUAAAAUGAAGCGCAGACGCAUCAACAGUCAACACGCACAUGUGCUUCGAGUUUCCUAUGGUAUCAUAUUUCACAAAAUUGCAAGAAAAUUUAAUACUAUUAAUUAAAUUGCGUAUUAGAGUAAUAAGUUCUUGGCCAAUUUGGCUGAAUGUUUGGAAAAGGACCGAGCUUUCAGUCGACAUAUCCAUCUUUUCGAUCUCGCAUUUUCUACAAAUUUUCUACAAACAAUCUCAUUCCAAUCAGGUAUUGCCUAUUGGCUUGAUCCAAUUCAUUUUGCCGACAACUGAUUUAUUGUGCCGACGGACACAGCAUGGGGCGGCACCCCCCGCACCCCCGCUUGGCUGCCCCCGCCCAGGGCAAAUUUUUGCCGACCUUAAUUCAACCAAAGUAAGAUUUUUUUGGUGCUGAUUGCUGUUAAAAAGUCAGCGAAAAUUUGAUAGUAAAUAUAUCGAAAGCAUCAAAAUUGCGCGCCUAAUAUCUCAGGCGCACAGUACAAACUUUCCACACUAGGGCAGAAUGGCUGUGCUGCCCGUGGGGAAUGUCAUGAUGCCACAAUAAUGUAAGUUGCAAAUUUAGAGACAUUUUUCCAAACCUCCUGCGGACAUAAAAAUAUAUUGAUCAGCAUUUUUGUAGCAUUGGCACAACUUUAACUAAUUAUCACUUCAUGGUACAAAAUUGAAGUGCAUUAAAAUUUCCACUGAAAGUUGAUGCCUAGCCCAUUAAGCAACAAUGUACCUGUAUGCGUAAGUGACAAUGCAGAUCUUUAAUGUUUUACUACAUAUCCAGAAACUUUUAUAAUAAAUUUGGCUGUUCUUUGACUUGGUUUAUUUCUUUGGUCAUGGAAGUGCAAAUUUAAGGGAGGGACCGGAGGGUGCUGGUUUUUAAUCUCAUCUAGACUUUCAAUUAAUUUUUUGCUGGAUGUUUUCCAUGUUGAGCAGUGACAGAUGUUUUUUUUUAGUUCUUUUAAGAAGAUUAACUUUCUCAUCAGUACGUUUUCUUGUCUUUUUUCAACUGAUUGUUUUUUUUACGCCUGAAUUAUGUGCAUUCUUGAUGCCUGAUUUCAGGGAAGGCUAAAUGCUGACUUGUACCCAGUCAUCAAUUAGGAUUUAUAUAGAUCAGUGGAUGGAGGUGUGUGUUGCAUGAUGGUCCCAUGCACCAUCAUUUUGUUCAAUCCUCAUUGGAGGGACUGGGUAUGAGUUAAGGCUAAAUGUUCCUAAAAAACUGUGAGACCAGUUGCAAAAACCCAGCCUAGACCUAGGCCUUUACUUGGCUGGCUUUGGCAGGUUUGGUCAAUUUCGGGCUAGCAUUUGGUAAGUAUCGCCAUGGUAUUUGCCUCGUAAAGUAUUUGUAUUUCAGGCCUUAGAAUAUCUUUUCCAGGGCCAUCUGACAAAAUGUCCGGUGACGUUGAGUUUGGGUCGGACAUAAAAUUGUCCGAUGACCUUCAAUUCAGUUUUGACUUGGAAAUAAGUCUGAAUGACACAAAUUAAUAAACGGUAAAUGUUGUAAGGAUAUUAAAUAAUUUGUUUCUUUCAUACUUAUUUCCAAGCCAAAAUUAACUUGCUUGCUAGAACAGCAGUAUUAUAAAAGACUUUGACAACUUAAGACCGUUUUCCACUUCACCAUUUCACUCGCCACCCCGCGCUCGACUACGUUAAAACAACAGGUCGGUCGGACACCAAUACACUCGGGUCGGACAAACAAUAAACCGCAGUUUCACUUUGGUCGGACAGAAUGUCCGGUGGUUUCCUCUCUACGUCGGACAAUUUCACGAAUGGGUCGGACAAUGUCUGUGACCGACCGAUAUUUUAAGACCUCAUGGUAUUUGCCAUCUAUUUUUUCGCUUCUGCCCUUCCUCCACCCUGCUCCCAAAUCGCCUAGUCCCAGUCUUCUCGACAUGUGAAAAAGUGCUGAAUAUUAAAAAAUAAUAAAAAUAGAAGGUCUAGACUGGCAAAAACCAUGACGUUACACAUAGCAGGUUCUGCAGCGUUGCGAAAAGUAGACUGAAGUAAAUUCAACUUGUAUAAUUGCAAUUUACCUCACAAUUUUUUUUUGCGAGACAAGUUGUAAAAUGGGGAUGUCACAUGUGCAAUUGUUGUUGCAACUUGCAAUGCAAAGUUAUUGCCAGUCAAGGCUUUCCUGAUUUUAAGGGUGACAUUGCUUUACAGUGUUGACCAAUUAUCAACUAUCAAUUAUUUAAAGUUGGUCUCUCCCCCCUGCCCCUUUCCCAAAGCAAAUAAUUUGACAUAAUUUUAUUAUUAUUAUAAUUAUUGUAGCCUGAACUCAAUGAAAAGUUAAAUGAGAUCAAGCAAGAGUUGGAUUGGUUUGAAAGACUGGAUGUAACAUGUGAUAUUGAAAAAGAAGAUGGAAAGAAUGAAAUGGAUAAGAAGAACACAGAUAUUCAUGAUGACUUCAAGAGGGAAAUGAAAUUGUAAGUUCAGGUUAAAAGCCCUAAAAAAUUAGGAAACCUUGUCGGUUAGGGUAAUAUUACUAACUUGUUCUUAUUAACAUGUCUAUCUAAUUUGUAUCUGUACUGAAAAGCUCAUGAAUAAAUCAUUCUAGUCAGAGGAUGUGGUUUUUGAAAACAAUCAAAUAAUUUGCUAGCUCUAUGUUUUUAAUAUUUCUUUCCAUUCUAGCCUUGUUUUCUAAAUGUAGACAAACCAUGCAGAGGAAAGAUUGUUUCAAUCCUCAACAAAAAUGUCACUUGGGAAACAUGUUGUUGCAUGGAAUAGAUUUUUGCUUUGUGUUAAACAAGUUAUACAUAGUCGGGCAUAUUUUUCAAGCCGUGCCCGGUGUGGAUAUACACUCAGAUAUACACUCAAGCUUGCCGGGUGUGGAUAUACACUCAGAGUAACAUGAUCACAAACAUCAUGUUCACCUGAGUACAUAACACCAACACAGAAAAAAUAAUGAUUAUUAGAUUGCAUUGAUAUCGAAGGAACUAGACUCAAUUCCGAAAUAUCGCAUACUCGAACCGACCUGGCCGCGUAGCUCAGUUGGCAGAGCAUUGGGCCGGUGUUCUCAACGUGGUCAGGCAUAUUUUACAAGCUUGCCCCGUGUGGAUACACACUCAGAGUAACAUCACAAACAUCAAGUUAUAUAUGUUUCUUCAACAUUGUUUGCGAGGGUUUUAGUGGGGAAGCAUUGGAAGAGAUGGAAGAAUUUCCAAAUGUUUCCACAGCAACCAUGUUUCUUACCAGUAGUUUGCAGAUUGACAUGAAGAUGUUGUGUGGAAAAUGAUGAGGCUAAUGGUUUUUAAUAAAAUUGACCUCAAUUUAAGCAUCCUAAUGCGCCAUACUUUCAUUGUUUCAUUUACCAGUACUCUCACUGCGAUGACUUACUUGUCAAAGGGGCACUCAAUUAGUUGAUAUUAAUAUUUUUUUUAAGCUACAAGCAAGCUCAAAUGGCAUUUGCUGAGGCAUUACCCAAACUCAAAAAACUUGGUGUUGCUAUUGAACGGCCUUCAGAUUAUUUUGCUGAAAUGGUGAAAACUGAUGACCACAUGCAAAAGGUAGGUUAUCCUUUCUUAAAAGACAAAGCAACGGUCAUGCCGAGUAAAGAAAGCAUUUUUAUCAAAUAGUGAAUGAAAAUACUCAGUGACAGCCUGGUGACAGCUGUUCCUGUAAUUAUUUUCCAAAAGAGUUCAUAAAAUUAAUGUGUCAUGUUAUUAGUUAAGAGUUACUUAGGCUUCGGCGGCGAAGUGGUUAGCGCACUUGCCUUUCACCUCGUGUGAAAAGAGUGAAAGUCAACGCUCUGCCGAAAGGGAAAGUUGACAGGGUGGGUUAGGCACUUGGGUCAGGGGGCAGAUCAUUAAUGAGGUAUCGACUAAUAGCGGCUGCUCAAGAUCCAUUUGUAAGCUCAAAGUCUACCUUGGUCUGCUUCACGUCAGUCUGGUUCUAUCUAUCUAAUAGUAUUCACAAUGUAACCAGUCACUGAAAAGCCCUGAUAGGGAGUGUGCUGUGAAAUAUCUGUAUCAGUCUGUACCUUUCCAUAUACAGUGUACUCUAUAGCUUUGAUUGUUUGGUCUGCAGAUCUUGACAUUUGAGACUUAGUUGUAGUCAUAUUCAUAUUUCACUACUGCAGAAAUUAAGCGAUGUCUUUUUUAUAGCUAUUGUAUUUUUGACCUUGAUAUGGAUUGAGCAAUCCGAAUUUUCACAAAGAUGUGGUCCACAUUUGGGACAUGCUUAUAUUGAUAGAUAAUUUUUUUAGGUACGGGAGAAGCUCGUCACAAAGGAGUUAGCCAUGGAGAAGUCUGAAAAAGCAAGAAAACUAAGGGCGAUGAAGAAAUAUGGUAAAAAGGUAAAUGUAUUGUACAAGACAAAGGACAAUCCGAACAUUAGCAUCUUGAAACUCAAGAUAUGAGUCAAACCAAGAUGAGUUUGUGAAAGUGCGAUUAUAUUUCAGAAUCAUCAGACUAACUAAAGUUACAAUUAACAAAUAUAAAACAUUUUCCGUGUUGAUAUACAACUGUAUAUCAACACGAGUGGAAAUUGGGAAAACGAGAAAUUGUGUGGAAACACGACGAGUGUUUUCACACAAUUUCGAGUUUUCCCAAUUUCCACGAGUGUUGAUAUUAUAAUAACUGUAUAUCAAUACGGAAAAAAAUGUAUUAUAUUUGUUUUAUGAUAUAUAGCAAUACACAGAAAUAUAAAUACAAUGAUACAGAAAUAUAAAGAAAGAAAUUUUCCGACGUUUCCCUGUUGACAUUGAGUUAUAUUAACACGGCUCUUAGCCAAUCAGCGUUCAGAAUUUACAAAUGAUAUAUUUAUAUUAUAUAUUUUGUCACGAUCGUUUAUGCACGCCUUUUUUAAUGUACUGUAUACUACCUAAAAAAAUUUAAUUCAAAACAAUCGCCCGCCACUGUUUUCUAUGCAUGUGUUUACAACUGUAACUCCUAUCAGGGUGCGAUAUUUCGCGUAUUUACUGUACAGUACGUUCAAGCCCAAGGUAUUCAAUACCAUAAUUUAGUUGGUAUAUCAUGUGUCUGAGAUGUCUUGGCAUGAAGCAUGAUUGGACUAAUGGCACCAAGAAACCUUUUUCUACCUCAUAGUCUGAACAUGCUCUUCAGAAACAUGAUUGUACUUUAUGAAUCUUAAUUUAAUGACUAAGUACUCAUUGAGUGCUGAGUUUGUACUAGCGCAAGUACGCGGCAACAACCAUUGGUGUACCAGUCACUCAGUCAGGUACGAUUAAAAAUCUUGAAUUAUCGCACCCUGCCUAUAGUUGAAAUUUUAUGAUUGUUCUCUGAAAAACCACAUGAUCCUCUGAUGUUCUCAUUUUAUCUUCAAUGUUAAAGUUAUACCUGAUAGUAAUAAAGAUAGUAAAUUGUUCUGUUAUAACUCAUCUGAUAGCAAUGGGGUUAUGUUUUUACUUUAGGUCCAACAAGAAGUGAUGCAAAAAAGGCAGCAAGAAAAGAAACAGAUGUUAGAGUCAGUUAAGAAGUACAGGAAAGGUAUUGCCCGCUCGAGAAUGAUAAAUUUUGUAAUCACUAUAUACAGCAUCUUUACCGAACACUUUAGACUCGCAAGAAUCGUCACGUUUUCGUCAAAACAGUUGAAUUAACAUUUUUAUGAUACUGUACUGUAUGUGUUGAGGUUGGUCUCAACGUAACCUCCUCCCCAGGCUUCUAUGUUUUUGUAAACUACACCUGAGUAAAUACUUUUUAAAAAUUACGUCAUGGGUGUCAGAUGUUAGGAUUUUGGUGAUAAUAUACCGCGUUACUUGUAAGUAACUUGAGGGAACUGCAAAGAUUUUCCUGGGUCACAAGUAGAAAAUAUUCUCUGAAAAUUUCAAUUUUGUAAUUUUUACCGUCGCGGCGCUCAGAUUUCAAGACGCAGAUUUCAUAAAUUGAUACGAUGCAAUUUUGACUCAUGCACCGUUCUUUGUUUCGAACCUUCAUGUUGUCAACCAUCUUGAUUUGGAUUCUUAAGGGUUUGGAUUAGAGACUUCAAGUCCAGUAUAGUGAGACAAGACUUUUGGUAUUUCAAUUUUAGUUCAAACUUAAAAUUAUGAAUUAUCAAUGAAUAAUAAAUAACAUAUUCUUUUCUAUUGUCGUUUACCAUUCAAUCUUAGUCUAUUUCAACUAUUUUGUAAAAUUUCAGGCUCAUCUCAGGCUUUUACCAUAUUUCUUCUUGUCAAACAAACUUGACUUUGUGAACCAUCUAAGGCCAGCAGCUUGAUUGCUCAAAAAUUUUCCCCGGUCUCACGACUCGCAAUUUUCCCGGACACGAAUUAAAACGGUACGCGACCUGCAAAGAAAGUAAAUAUAUACAGGGCUGUCAUGAUUUACAUUUAGGCACUUGUUUCUCAUGAAUAGGACAAAAAGGGAAACCGGAGUUUCUAAAAGAUGAUGACGAGUUCGAUGUGAAUACAGAAAAGGGAACCAAAAGACCAGCACCGAACAAGGCACAAGGGUAUUGUUUAUCUUUGGAUAUUUAUGUAUAUACUGAAUUGUUUGCUUUAUAAACGUUAUGAUCGAUUGAUUUGUCAUAUUUAAUGAGAGGUAUUGUAUAUACAAGUACUUAGCCAGGACCUGGAAUUUGAGCGUCCACAUUUGAAAUUGGGCUCUCAACUGAACAUUUACGUGCAUGGCGGUGAAUCUAUGCUCGGCCUUAUUAAAAGACCAAAAUAACGUACUGUACAUAUAAAAUUCAGUUAAAUUUGCCUCUAAUUGACUGUCAAUAAUUUACACCAUGCAAGCAGUAACAAGGCAUUAGAUUGUAGUAUAAAGACCUUGCACUACUUUCAAUGGACCAAUCCCCAAUUAAAAUUGGGGAUUGGUCCAUUGAAAUGGACCUUCGUUGCAAAAUGUUGUAAAAUGCGGAUAAUAUAGCCUUGCGAAGCCGUAAUUUUCAGUCAUUUUGUAUUACGCACAGAAGUGGUAAUCAUUUCCCGUUUGUAAUCUAAAAUGACUGAAAAUUGCAAACUUCGCAAUGCUAUAUUAUCCGCAUUUUACAACAUUUUGCAACGAAACUUUGGAAUAAUACUAAUUUUGUGAUGCUCUUUCAAGCUGUGAUGAAAUUUUUGUCUAGAUUUGUUGAGUUCAAAAUUUUGGUUAAUUGGGGAUUGGUCUAUUGAAGCCAUGCAAUCAAGUGUACAGUGCAUACAAACCACAUAUUUUUAUAGUAUAUAUUGUUUCAACUUGCGUUGAUAUGAUGAAACACUACAGUGAUACUUUUAGCACCAAAUGAGUAGUGUAUACACUGCAACUUUGUACAUCUACAUAAUACCUUUUUAUCUUGAAUUAACGAUUUGUAUUUUUAUAUUUUUAGCAAAUCGGCAAAGAGGCAAAAAAAGGCAAGUUCUAAAAUUCUUAUUAAAAAUUUAUAUUUAUAUACUUUAAUUAAUAUUCUGAGGACAUUUUGUGCGAAAUUAUUAAUACUCAAUAAUUGCAAAGUUUUUAUUUUGAGCUGUACAGUAGAUUACAGUUUUCCGUUUAUAUAUAGCAUGCAGUAUUCGUAGAUGCCACCAAUUUCUUCAAACAUAUUUUAAUAUUUUGAAGCAUAUAGCUCAACAUUAGAAGAUGCAACUACCUGAGAAAUACAAAAGAAGUUUAAUUAUCUAAAAGAUAAACAAAACACUUAGUAAAUAUAACAAAACACUAAAUAAAAUAAAACACUUAUUUACUGAGACCUCGGGAGAACAGUGUCCCCUCGACCGCCGUUGUUGCCCUCGGUUUCGCCUCGGGCAACAACGGCGGUCCACAAUACACACUGUCCACAAAACACACUGUUUCCAUCGGUCUCAGUAAAUAAGUGAUAAAUACAUGGCAUUAGUUUGUUUCUAUAUUCUCGUGCCAUGGCUAAGGGUCAUAGUUAAACGGAAGAUAAUUUUUAUUUUUCACAGGAUUCAAAGUACGGCUUUGGUGGAAAGAAGCGAGAAAAGAAAAGAAACACAGCAGAAAGUGUAGCUGAUGUUAGUACAUUCAGUUCUGCGAAACACAGCAAAGCGCCCAGAACAAAGACAAAGGUAAAUAUUUAGGGUUUUUUCGAGUUUACUGCACGUUUAACAGUUAGUCGUUCUGAGGCAAUGUUAUUUGACCACAAAUUACCAAACAUUACACUUACUUUAUUUGUAAUUAUAAGAUGACAUAUUGCCAGGAGCCGGCGUGAUUACUUGGUAAAAAUAAGAAUUCAUGAUUAGGUGUGCUCCAUGCAGGAUAUUCUACAGUAAACUAUCUGAAAGUAGCAGGGCCGUCGCUAUAGGGGGGUGACCCCCCCCCCCCUUGAAAACAUCUUGUCGGCAAAAUAACAGAUUUGUCGGCAAAUUGUUUUCGUAUAGUCAGCGAAAACAUUUGAGUGGCUCUGAUUAAAAAGUAAUAGUUAUAGCAAAAAUUUUGAUAAAUUUAGGAAAAUGUUACCGAAAAAUUUAUAUUGUGAAAUCAUAAAUAAAACAUAAAGAAAACACAAAGGAAAUCACGACCGUGAAGGAGUUUGUAUAUCUGAUACAAAAUAAUGCUGAAUCAGCUGAUUUACAUAAACUUUAAGACAGUUAAAUUAGUCGAAAUUCAUCGAUAUUCCGAUAUUGAAGGACCGAUAUUUUGCCGAACCGAUAUUCUAUGUCAUUUCACAAAAUUCAAAGAUAACAUCAUGACAGUUCUACUUUAAUACUUUUGAAUUUAAUUCAAUUCAAUUGUUUCUAAAUAUUGAAAAUAUCAAAUGAAAUCAGUGAACUCUAAGAGAACUGGAACGAUAACUUGGCGGCCAUCUUUGAAGCCACUCGUGAUGGCCGCCAUGUAGGUAUGGAGUGGAAAAUACGCCACCUAAAAGUUGUCUGUUUUCGGACACUAAAUAGCUGUAUUUCAACAAGGAAAAAAGCUAAAAACUUUCAACUAUAUCUGAAAUUUAAUGUUUCCAGAACGUAGAGCAGUUAUAGUCUAGGACCUGUAUAUGAGUUUGUAUGCGAUUCAUUUAGGACAGGUAAUCUCAACUGUUUUAGGGUAAAAUGACCAUGGCGGUCAACAUGGCAUAUGUGCGAAAACCUGAAUCCGGGACGAAAGGCCUGAAAAUGACCCCGCCCUGAAACGGCAGUGUCGACAUAGCUCUAACUUCCGAAAAGGAAAAGCGAUAGCCUUUCUGAAGUGCUUAUAGUGUUUAGAAGGGUUGCUUUUAGGGGUGGUCAUUGGAAGGAAAAAUUUGUCGAAGUAUAAUAUUUUACCAGAAAAUGCUAUGCACCACCCCAGGUAAAUUGCUGAUUAUGCACAAAAUAACUAAUAUGCCUGGCAGAAUUAAAUAUUCUUAUUUCCUAAAAAAAAUUAUCAUGGGGUGAAAAACUAUGCUUAAUUUAAUAUAAAUAUUGUUGAUUUCAUAAGGAUUGUCAUUGUUUUCUUUAAAUAUAAUACAUUUUAUUUCACUUACCCCCCACGAAAACACGAUUUCAGCCAUAUUUUGCCGUCUUGUUUGCUUUUUAUCGCCGAAUCUCGCAAAUAUCAUCCAGUUAUUGUACUUUUACAUAAUCAUAAAUGGCUGAAGAAGAUUUCAAAGAAGGUUUCAUCCACUUUUGUAACAGUGCAGUGUAUUUUACCUUCGAUAUUGUGUCCUUCGAUAUUCCGACAAAUUGCCGCCAUUUUAAUGGCUCGCCGCUUCUCUGUCUGAUAAAUGCAACUUCUUCGUUUCCAUAUGUAUUUAGAUUACAGUAUCCAAGAGUACUUCAUUGUAGAAUUGUCCCAAUCCAAAAAUUGGCAACAUUUGUCCCAUUAGGAAGGAAAAAUCCUCCCGUAUACCAUUUAGGUUCAAAAUAAAAAACAAAUCAUUUGAAAGUCACGCGCAAUCUUCGCGAAAACUUCUCGUGGACACAUGACGGGGGGGAGGGGGGAGGGUGAAUAUUUUCACGAAUAUGUUCGCCACCACAGAAACAUAACUAAAUAUAUUGUAUUUUUAUGAUUUAUAAUAAAAACAAUAAAUAUUUGCGUAGUUUUGUCAUUUUGCGAAGAUUGCGCGUGACUUUCAAAUGAUUUGUUUUUUAUUUUGAACCUAAAUGGUUUACGGGAGGAUUUUUCCUUCCUAAUGGGACAAAUGUUGCCAAUUUUUGGAUUGGGACUAUUCUACAAUGAAGUACUCUUGGAUACUGUAAUCUAAAUACAUAUGGAAACGAAGAAGUUGGGGGUAAGUGAAAUAAAAUGUAUUAUAUUUAAAGAAAACAAUGACAAUCCUUAUGAAAUCAGCAAUAUUUAUAUUAAAUUAAGCAUAGUUUUUCACCCCCAUGAUAAUUUUUUUUAGGAAAUAAGAAUAUUUAAUUUCUGCCAGGCAUAUUAGUUAUUUUGUGCAUAAUCAGCAAUUUACCUGGGGUGGUGCAUAGUCAUUUUCUGGUAAAAUAUUAUACUUCGACAAAUUUUUCCUUCCAAUGACCACCCCUAAAAGCAACCCUUCUAAACACUAUAAGCACUUCAGAAAGGCUAUCGCUUUUCCUUUUCGGAAGUUAGAGCUAUGUCGACACAGUUGUUUCAGGGCGUGGUCAUUUUCAGGACUUUCGCCCCGGAUUCAGGUUUUCGCACAUAUGCCAUGUUGACCGCCAUGGUCAUUUUACCCUAAAACAGUUGAGAUUACCUGUCCUAAAUGAAUCGCAUACAAACUCAUAUACAGGUCCUAGACUAUUAUAAAGUUCUUUUUUUCAGGAGUCAAAGUGCGAAGUUUUUUUCGGCACGUUCAAACUUGUGUAAUAUUUUGAAUAUCAAGCUGUUACCCAGGAAGUUUUUGCUGUUAGUGGAUGUAAAAUACUUAGGACUAUCCAGGAAACCAGGUUUGAAUCUUUUAAGUUGAAGCCUUUUGAUAAAAAAGUGCUUUUUCUUGCUGAUUUUCGCUCAAAAACAAACUUUUGACUGAAUUUCCCGCUCCUCGAAACUCUCCCCAGUCCUUUUGAAAGUUAAUUUAUUGCUCGCCGAGCUCGCGAGAAGCGCCAUGUUGGCUUCAGGAAGCUUCAGGCAAGUAUGGGCAUGUUUAUCUGCAGUUAGCGUUCCAGUGUUAUUACAGUUCACUGAAUGAAAUGCUGCAAAUGCAACAGGUGGGAAAUUUGCUGUCGCUGGCCAGCAAAUUGCGGGCGCUACCGAAAAUUUUGUUUUAAAUUAUUAAAAUGAGCAAAAACAAGUUUUGGGGCUUCUCGUUUGGGACGAAAACUGUGGAUGUGCAAGAAUUUGAGUUCGUUUAUUUAAGGGCUGUUGAAAAAUGUCCUGGAUAAAAGACUUUAAACUGAAAUUGGACAAUUAUAAACUAUUUAUUUCUACGACGAAAUGUUGACGAAAUUUAACUUUUUUCGAUGAUGCAAGUUGUUUUCACUCCCUGGACAGAUGAAAUUAAAAAAUAAACUCAGGUUUGGGUUGAAAAUUUGUUUUUAACGCAUUUUUCUACUCAGAAAUAUCUUUGGAAAGUUCAUUUAUGAUUAAAUCUUUGAAAACACUUAGUGCAAAAAUCGUGAUUUUGCUAAAAAUAGGAAAAAGCUAAAUUUUCAACUUAAGAUUGUAAAAAAUCUAGUCGAUGAUUCUUCAAAGAUUUCUUAAUUCACUAAUCAAAGUAUUGUUCAUAUGAAAAUACGGGUUGAUAUCAAAAACAGCACAACCGUCUAAUGUAGUCUGUAGUAGUCUGAAAAAGUGCCUCUGGAUAUGCCGCUAGAAAUUGCAUGUGUUUGCUAAUCCUGUUCGUAAAAGCAUAUUCGUUGAAAGAUUAGACUUUAUUGAUUCAGAAAAUAUGAGCAGUUUUGAAAUCAUGCGAAUACGUUUCCAUCUCUCUCCAAUUUAAUACGGGGUUAUUUACGGGGGUAAAGGUUAGUACAAUGAAAUAAAAAAAAUAUAAAAUAUUUUAAAAUCUAGCCGAGAGCCUCAAAACCAAAUAUGGUUUAAACCACUCCUUAAAACAUAUACUUUAUAUUGGGAGAUAAUUCAUUCAUCUAAAAAUACGGAAUAGUAGGAAUUAUUGGACAUUUCCAUCGGAAUACGAGGUAGUUCCGAUAUAUAAGAUUACGCAAAAGUUGCAAUUUUAUAAAUAUUUUUAGCCUGUGAACGUUCUCAUACCUUCCUCGCCUUCUUAACAGGUGGGAAAUUUUGCAAAUGCAUGUAUAUUGUAUAGUGUUUCCACUUUUAGAUUUUGAUUUUCAAUACUUUCAAAUCAAAACUUUGAUUAUUCGUAAUUUUUAGGUGUAAAGAAUUCGUUUAACUAGUUUCCUUAGAUAUCGAUAAUAUCAACAACAAAAUUACCGAUACCGAUAUUUCUAUUUUAGUACCGAUAAGCCGAUACUGAUACACCGAUAUACGAUAUGGAUAUCGGUGCAUCACUAAAUUUUAUAAAUUGUUGAAGAAUCCAAACGUUCUCAUCAAGACGUUUCACUCGACACAACACAACCGCUCAUGUUGUAAACAGUGCUCAAGAACAAUCAAGCGGUUCAAGCCUGAUAUACAAACCGUUGACGAUUUUUAGUAUAUAUCAAAAACGCACUUUUUGCCAUGUUAUUUUCAUGUUUCAAGGUUGACAUCGUAUACAUUGGAGUAGAACUUUUGAAAUUGUACAAAAUACUCCAGCCUCGAUCUCAGGCGCUUUGGUUUGCUACGCCGUUGCUUGAUGCGCACAUGGAAACUGUAUAGUCGAAUAUUUCAUUUCCUGCGCGCACUCUUUCCCUAGCUGGCACAUCAAAUGGAUCAUUUUAUUUUAUUUUGUAGACUAAAGCGAAGAGGCUAGGAAAAUCAAGACGGCAAAAAAUGAAAACCAAAGGAAGGUGAUAUACAUAAAGGAAAUAUAAAGAAAAGUAAUAAAUCCACAAAGUUGAUGCACCGUCGACGCUGGACGUACCAGAGUGCCGACUGUAUUCCAGGCAGAAGACUGUCCUGCAAUGUGCAUCUUGGCUGCAUUGUGUACUUACAAUAGGUAUUUGGAACAUUGAUCAGAGGAUACGGUGGAUUUUAAGUGACUGUGUAGUAAUUGCACAAGAAACACAGAAUAUGUUUACAGGUGUAUUUUAAACUGUAAAAACUUUAAAGUAACGUUUCUCAGAUAUAUGAUCAUGUGGUAAUAAUGAGUGUUUGUGUUCACUGAAAUGCGUAGAGUUUUCAUUAAAUUAACCAAACAGCCUAAAAUAUGUUUGUUUUUGUGUGGGUUUCGGAAAAAAUUAUCGAUUCACCCACUCGAGCAAGUUUUUGGUUAAUUAUUGUCGCUAAAUAAGCAAGCAUCUCUUAUAAUUACUUACAUGCAUGUAUGAGUAUAGCAGUAGAAUUUGUAAAGUAAUAGCUUCUUUGCAGUUGUCUAAAAUAGUUGAGAACAAGUUGUAACAGACCAUCUGCAGAUCUGUUCCGACAUGCGCGAAAUUG
This is a messenger RNA of Paramuricea clavata, 17457 nucleotides long. Lineage: Eukaryota; Metazoa; Cnidaria; Anthozoa; Malacalcyonacea; Plexauridae. The record is from the annotation of a GenBank genome assembly.